Paramisgurnus dabryanus is the source of this 1824-nucleotide messenger RNA. RefSeq lists its product as uncharacterized. Lineage: Eukaryota; Metazoa; Chordata; Actinopteri; Cypriniformes; Cobitidae. The record is from RefSeq and is a predicted model, not a curated record.
GAUAAACUGGAAAGAGAAAGAUAAAAACAACGCUUUCAAUUUAAGAUUUCAAUGUAAUCCGUGGAGUCACUGCAACAAUGACGGAACAGCAACAAGAAAAGCGCUACGAUCCUAAAGACACAACACUCAAGUUUGUUUCGCGCCAGGAUGACAUAACUCUGGAUGAUGACCCAGACAUUCUUAGAGCUGAGAUGUCAUGUGGCCAUGCAGUCACUCCAGAUUCACUUACUGGAUGGUGUCGUAGUCUACUUGACCAGGGGCAGUACAAGUUCAUGUGCCCUGCGCUUAAAGAUGGAACAACACAAAAGUGCAAUGCAGAAUGGCCGUACGUGGAGGUGCGGCGAUUGGCUCUGUUGACACAAGAGGAACAAACCCAUUUUGAAGAAACAUUGGCUGCCCUGGCUGCAGCCGAAUACUGUGAACACAAAACAUGUCCUGGAUGUCAUUCAUUCGUUGAGAGAGGCGAUUUAACCAACCUUUGUGUCAUGUGCACUAUCUGCACAGCUGAAAUGAAUAAGACAUUUCAGUUUUGCUGGCAGUGCAUGAACAAGUGGAAAGGUCCGGGCCCGCGUUCUGACCGCUGUGACAAUGCCAACUGUGUCAAUCCUGACAUAGAAAAGUUGUCAAAAUGUCGUAAUGUAACACUGCCUUCUGUUCAAAAUGUGACUUGUCCCUCCAUGCGAGCUUGUCCUACUUGUGGCAAUCUGGUGGAGCACGACACGACUGGAUGCAAGAAUAUCAUAUGUAAUCGUUGCACAGUUGAAUUCUGCUUUGUCUGCCUGAAAAUCACUCGAGAGUGCUUGCAAACAAGCACACAUUUUAUGCCCUGUUCGGGUGGGGUUGCACCACGGCAGACCUCUAUUCCAUCCUGGAAUAGAAGAUAAAUGUCUGUAAUAACGAAAAUGGGUAACACUUUACAAGGUUGAAUUUGGUUACAUUAGUUCAUGCAUUAGCUAUCAUGAACUAUCAAUAAGCAAUACUGCUACAUUUAUUAAUUAAUCUUAAUUCAUGUUAAUUUAAUAAGAUUAAUCCAGGACUAGGCCUUAGUUAUAUUGGGACAUUUAAGUAGUUUUUUACCUUACAAAAUAGGCCUACGUAGGUGUGCAUCUUGAAAUAAAACAAUGGCACUGAUAUACAUUAAGACAGUGGUUCUCAAACUGGGGGCCCUGAAAUGGUGCCAUGUUAUUAAAAUACAUUAUUUAUCAUACAUUUUGUGUAAUUAAACCUCAGAAAAAAUAAGGCUACUAACCAACAGCAUUACAUUAUAUAAUUUAAUGUUUUGGAAUUUUAUGUCAAAAUUUUCCUUUGGGGCAUGAAGGGAUGCACUGUACACAAGGGGGGGGGGGCACACGCUGAAAAAGUUUGAGAACCACUGUGUUAAGACAUGUCAGUACAAGAUGUUUUUAAAUUAAGCCAGCUUUAACUUAGUCUGGGACAGCUCUGUCCGGGAAACUGCCCCUUUAACUGUUAACAUUAGUAAAUGCACAAGGAUCUAACAUGAAUAACGGUUUUGAUAUUAUCUAACAUUAACAAUAAUUAAUAAAAGCUAAAAAAAUAAAUUGUUUAUCGUUUGUUCAUGUUUUUUAAUCCAUUUACUAAUGUCUACUAAUACAAUCUUACUGCAAAGCAUUAAAAAAUGUCUUAAUAUUUUACAGGCUGCAUUAAAAUUGUGUGUUUCCUCUUCACUAUACUACAUAAACAUUUUCAUAAAUCAUGUAAACUCUGUCUAAAUUUCUAUAUCCACUAUAUGUUUAUUCUUUUAUUGAUUGUUUAAUUAAUUCUGUGUUAAAUGAAAUAAAAUAAAGGAAGAAAGUAAAGUGUGAA